AUUGCUUGGAAAUAAAGUUUUCAAUCUCUCUCCGUUCAUAUCUCUGUUAGUGAAAGAAUCUCUCUCUGUUUGGAAACCCUAUUGCACUUUUUGCAAUCGAACGAACUCGAUAAUGGCGAACAGCAACCUCCCUCGGAGAAUCAUCAAGGAAACACAGCGAUUGCUCAGUGAGCCAGCUCCGGGAAUUAGUGCUUCCCCUUCUGAAGAAAACAUGCGAUAUUUCAAUGUGAUGAUCCUUGGGCCGACCCAAUCACCUUAUGAAGGUGGAGUUUUCAAGUUAGAACUAUUUUUGCCAGAAGAAUAUCCGAUGGCUGCUCCAAAGGUCAGGUUUCUAACAAAAAUAUAUCAUCCGAACAUCGAUAAGCUUGGCAGGAUAUGCUUGGAUAUUCUUAAAGAUAAGUGGAGUCCUGCCCUUCAGAUACGCACUGUUCUACUAAGCAUUCAAGCUCUAUUGAGUGCACCAAACCCAGAUGAUCCACUUUCUGAGAACAUUGCCAAACAUUGGAAAUCUAAUGAGGCCGAGGCUGUCGAGACAGCAAAGGAAUGGACCCGAUUGUAUGCUAGUGGCGCCUGAUGAUUGGUUUCAAACUUAUGGCUCCAAAUAACAAUUGUAAUCAUCAUUUUAUAUUGAAAAUUUGGAGAAAUUCAUGUAUCAACUAUGGGAGUUAAUAUUCCUCGUAGCUUCCAGUUACCUGUUAAUUUCUUCCCUUGGAAGCUGCGUUAUCUUGAAACUUGUAUGAAUGUGAUCAUUUAUCUGUCAAACAAUUUGGAACGUGCUUCAAUCAUCAAACUUGUAUGAAUGUGAUCAUUUAUCUGUCAAACAAUUUGGAACGUGCUUCAA
Messenger RNA from Cajanus cajan (pigeon pea), 841 nucleotides. Its product is annotated as ubiquitin-conjugating enzyme E2 36. NCBI's taxonomy places the organism in Eukaryota, Viridiplantae, Streptophyta, Magnoliopsida, Fabales, Fabaceae. The record is from RefSeq and is a predicted model, not a curated record.